Molecule: messenger RNA, 2152 nt
Organism: Lepisosteus oculatus (spotted gar)
Lineage: Eukaryota; Metazoa; Chordata; Actinopteri; Semionotiformes; Lepisosteidae
Source: RefSeq, a predicted model, not a curated record
CUCUCCCCCUUAGGUGCCGGGAGCAGCGUGCACCACAAGUGCAACAGCGCCAAGCACCGCAUCAUCUCUCCCAAGGUGGAGCCGCGGGCGGGCGCGGGCUACAGCAGCGCCCACUCCGAGGUGCAGAACAACGACGUGUCGGAGGGCAAGAACGAGCACAGCCACGGAGGGGGCGGGGGCAAGGGGGGCGGGGCCGGCGGAGGGGGCGGCGCCCGGGAGAAGCGCAACGGCAAAGUGCCGAAGCCCGUGCUGCUGCACCAGAACAGCACCGAGGUCUCGUCCACCAACCAAGUGGAGGUGCCCGACACCACGCAGAACUCCCCCGUGUCCAUCAGCAGCGGCCUGAACAGCGACCCGGACAUGGCCGACAGCCCAGUGGUGACGGGGAUGAGCCACGUGGCCUCGGUGAUGAGCAGCCUCUCGCAGAGCGCAGCCGUGUUCAUGUCGGAGGUGACCGGAGACCCGAUCUACAGCAUGUCUCCCACGGGGGGCCCCAACGCCCACCUGAUGGGGCCGGACGCCGCCUCCCAGGGCCUGGUCCUCGCUGUGACCUCCGACAGCCACAAGUUUGCCUUCCCCGGGUCGGGCGCGGGGGGCAGCGGGGGCGCGGGGGCCUCCGAGGGGCUGGCGAUGCUGUCGGCCCCCGGGGUGUCCGAGGAGCUGGUCCUUUCCAGCAGCCUGGAUUCCAGCGGCAUCAAGCUGCCCGAGACCACCGUGAACUUUGAUCCAGACUGCUUCCUCAACAACCCCAAGCAGGGCCAGACCUACGGGGGCAGCGGGCUGAAGGGCGAGGCGGGCUCCUCUGGCACCUCGUCCUCCUCCUCGGUGGGUCCCAGCAGCAGCAGCAGCAGCAGCAACGGCGGACUGCGGCGCUCCCCUCCCGUCUCCGACUCCGGGUACGGCUUCGGCACCUCACUGGUCAAGACGGAGAUCAAGACGGAGGACACCUCCUUCGAGCAGCAGCUGGCCAAGGAAGCGAGCUACCAGGUGGGGUCGGUCGUGAGCGGCGCAGGGGGCGGCCCGGGCUCCGCGGGCCCUGGAUCGGCACAGGGCUCCCUCACCCUCACGCCUGCCAGCUCCCUGCUGCCCUCCGGGGGCGGGCUCAGCCCCAGCACCACCCUGGAGCAGAUGGACUUCAGCGCCAUUGACGCCAAGCAGGACUACUCCUCGUCCUCGGUGUCCGGGGGGUACGGGCAGGCCAUGUCCAGCCCCCACCUGGCCCAUCAGAGCCGCUCGCCCAGCUUCUUCCUACAGGAGCCCCCCCCGCCCCCCCCGCAGUCCAGCAGUCAGCCGGGCGCCGCGCAGAAGACCCACCUGCUGGACCAGAACUCCCACGACUCCGGCGCCGCCUUCCUGGGCCUGCAGGUGGUCAAGACGGAGUCGCCGGGCAGCGGCGGCAACAACGGGCACCUCCACCACCACCACGGCCACCAGAGCCAGCACGCGGCCUCCAGCUGCAACGGGGGCUCCCCGGCCGAGGGCCCCGGCGCCGGCCAGCAGGCCUCCCUGCAGCUGCUGCAGUACCAGGGCGGGUUCCCCCCCCUGGGGCCGGAGCACGAGGAGGUGGUGGCCCUGGAGCCGCAGGGCGGCGCUGGCGGCGGGGCCGGCUCGCUGGCCUACAUGCACGUGGCGGAGGUGGUGUCGGCGGCCGUGGCGCAGGGGGCUCUGGGAAUGCUGCAGGCCACCGGCAGGCUCUUCAUGGUCACCGACUACUCCCCCGAGUGGUCCUACCCCGAGGGUGGAGUGAAGGUGCUGAUCACCGGUCCCUGGCAGGAGGCCAGCAGUAGCUACAGCUGCCUGUUUGACCAGAUCUCGGUGCCUGCCUCUCUAAUCCAGCCAGGUGUACUGCGCUGCUACUGCCCUGCUCAUGACACUGGCCUGGUGACUCUGCAGGUGGCUGUCAAUAACCAGAUCAUCUCCAACUCUGUGGUGUUUGAGUACAAGGCCCGCGCGCUGCCCUCCCUGCCCUCCUCUCAGCACGACUGGCUCUCCCUGGACGGUAGGACCCCUUCCUGAGGUUAUCUGGUGGCGUCUGAGUCUAUCGGGGAGAUACUCCGUGGUGCCUCACCUGUUACUCCACGAGAGUCUGAAUGCUGCAUGCGGGCGUUGGGGCUGCGGCAGGUUACGCUGGGCAGCCGAGCCAGCCCUGGAG